Suncus etruscus (white-toothed pygmy shrew) is the source of this 2124-nucleotide messenger RNA. RefSeq names its product arginyl-tRNA synthetase 1 (gene RARS1). The record is from RefSeq and is a predicted model, not a curated record. The coding region runs from base 35 to 2035 and encodes 666 amino acids. Gene Ontology annotation, molecular function: arginine-tRNA ligase activity; ATP binding. The transcript is spliced from 15 exons. NCBI's taxonomy places the organism in Eukaryota, Metazoa, Chordata, Mammalia, Eulipotyphla, Soricidae. Gene Ontology annotation, cellular component: cytoplasm. Gene Ontology annotation, biological process: arginyl-tRNA aminoacylation.
CAAGUUUCUGCAUCCGCUUCCGGCACGUUGGUCUAUGUGCUUUGACAGGAGGAUGGACGGGCUGGCGGCUCAGUGCUCCGCGCGACUCUUGCAGCAGGAAAAGGACAUCAAGUCUCUGACUGCUGAAAUCGAAGCGUUGAAAAACGGAGGCUGUUUAGAAGUUUCUUCAAAUUUGGAACAGUUGCGAGAAGAGAAUUUAAAAUUAAAGUACCGGCUGAACAUCCUUCGGAAGAGUCUCCAAGCAGAAAGGAACAGACCAACCAAAAACAUGAUCAACAUCAACAGACGCCUACAAGAGAUCUUUGGCUGUGCCAUUAAGUCUGCAUAUCCAGAUUUGGAAAACCCACCCCUGCUCGUGACACCAAGUCAGCAGCCCAAGUUUGGGGACUAUCAAUGUAACAGUGCUAUGAGUAUUUCUCAGAUGUUCAAAGCCAAGGAACAAAAAGUUAACCCAAGAGAAAUUGCUGAAAACAUCACCAAACACCUCCCAGGCAAUGACUGCAUUGAAAAAGUUGAAAUUGCUGGUCCUGGUUUUAUUAAUAUUCACUUGAAAAAGAACUUUGUCUCAGAGCAGUUGACCAAUCUUCUGGUGAAUGGCGUUCAUAUCUCUGCUCUUGGAAAAAAUAAAAAGGUUAUAGUUGACUUUUCUUCUCCCAACAUCGCAAAAGAGAUGCAUGUCGGCCAUCUCAGAUCCACCAUCAUUGGAGAGAGUGUGUGCCGCCUCUUUGAGUUUGCUGGUUAUGAUGUGCUGAGGUUGAACCAUGUAGGAGAUUGGGGCACCCAGUUUGGAAUGCUUAUUGCUCACCUGCAAGAUAAAUUUCCUGAUUACCUAACAGUGUCGCCUCCUAUUGGGGAUCUUCAGGCCUUUUAUAAGGAAUCCAAGAAGAGGUUUGAUACUGAAGAAGAGUUUAAGAAGCGAGCAUAUCAGUGUGUAGUUAUGCUCCAGAGUAAAGAUCCAGAUAUCAUAAAAGCUUGGAACCUUAUAUGUGAUGUCUCCCGCCAAGAGUUUAAUAAAAUCUACAAUGCUUUGGACAUUUCGUUAAUAGAGAGGGGAGAGUCUUUCUAUCAAGACAGGAUGAAUGAUAUUGUAAAGGAAUUUGAAGAUAAAGGGUUUGUUCAAGUGGAUGAUGGCAGAAAGAUUGUGUUUGUCCCAGGAUCUUCUGUACCAUUAACUAUAGUAAAAUCAGAUGGGGGUUAUACUUAUGAUACAUCUGACCUGGCAGCUAUUAAACAAAGACUAUUUGAGGAAAAAGCAGAUAAGGUUAUCUAUGUGGUGGACAGUGGACAGGCUCUGCACUUCCAAACAAUAUUUAGUGCUGCUCAGAUGAUGGGAUGGUAUGACCCUAACAUAACUCGGGUAUUUCAUGCUGGAUUUGGUGUGGUGCUGGGGGAAGACAAGAAGAAGUUUAAAACUCGUUCCGGUGAAACUGUGCGCCUAAUAGAUCUUCUGGAAGAAGGGCUAAAACGAUCCAUGGACAAAUUAAAGGAAAAAGAAAGAGACAAGGUCUUGACUGCAGAGGAGCUGAAAGCCGCUCAGACGUCAGUUGCAUAUGGCUGUAUUAAAUAUGCCGACCUUUCCCAUAACCGACUAAAUGACUACAUCUUCUCUUUUGACAAAAUGCUGGACGAUAGAGGAAACACGGCUGCUUACCUGUUGUACGCUUUCACCAGAAUCAGGUCUAUCGCACGCCUGGCCAACGUAGAUGAAGAGAUGCUCCGGAAAGCUGCUCAGGACACCAAGAUCAUUUUGGACCACGAGAAGGAAUGGAAACUCGGCCGGUGCAUUUUACGCUUCCCCGAGAUUCUGCACAAGAUUUUAGAUGACUUAUUUCUCCAUACGCUUUGUGAUUACAUCUAUGAGCUGGCAACUACUUUCACAGAGUUCUAUGAUAGCUGCUAUUGUGUGGAAAAAGAUCGAGAGACUGGGAAAGUGCUGAAGGUGAAUGUGUGGCGAUUGCUGCUAUGUGAAGCAGUGGCUGCUGUCAUGGCAAAGGCCUUUGAUAUCCUGGGAAUAAAACCUGUCCAAAGAAUGUGACCCUUCGGUUUGAAACACUCUUUGAACCAAAGUGGCUAUUAGCACUGUUGGCAUUUUUUUUUUACGAUCAUGUGGACUAAAAAUAAAAA